Paramacrobiotus metropolitanus is the source of this 2614-nucleotide messenger RNA. RefSeq lists its product as uncharacterized. Bases 745 to 1686 code for a protein of 313 amino acids. The transcript is spliced from 11 exons. NCBI's taxonomy places the organism in Eukaryota, Metazoa, Tardigrada, Eutardigrada, Parachela, Macrobiotidae. The record is from RefSeq and is a predicted model, not a curated record.
UCAAAUUUGGACUGAAUCCAGUCGGUUGGCAUCUGAGCAUCUCAUAACGUUGAGAAUUGAGAAUUGAUUGUUUACAGUUUUUUACAGUAACAAAUUGUUUUCGAAUCUCCAGUGUUUCAGAUUUUCUUUUUUUCUAACGUGUUCAACCUGUCAGUCCGUUAUUCUGUAGUAUUCUUAUGUUAUGCACGGGAUACAGUCUUCACUCUUCAGUGGAUUGCUAAUACUUGUUGUUGAAUUCGCCGUUGAUUUGUGAAGCGCAGGAUGCAGUGGAUGCUUUGGAUUUUGAAGUCUUGAAUCUUUGUGACUUUGCCAUUUUGACUUAGUAUCAUAGUAUGGGAUGUGAUUGGGACAUUGUCUAGCACUGCCAUUCAGAAUGGAUACUUUACCAGCACCCAGCGGAUUGCCACCUGAUGGACCUCGUCGAGGACGCAGGUCGUCGAUUAUGAAACCGUUCUCUGUAUUUGGAAAUGAUGGAGAAAAGUUCAGCUUUAACGCAGAAGCUGCGGACGCCAAAAAACGACGGCGCGUCAGUUUCGCUGCUAAUUAUGAACUCAGGAACUACUGCAAGGAACAACCUGGACUGGAAGAGGAUACGGCAACAUUGCCCGUCAGUGAUCUGGACCGAGUGUCCCCGCUACCCGAAUCGGAGCGGAAUGAAGCCAGCCCCAUGAAAAUCCACCACAACAACGACGACACCUCGCCGCUGCCGGACGAGAACGAUUCCCCGGAUCCAACGGUUACGCCAUGCAGUCGCGCAUGUCCUCCGUCACCUUCAUGGAUCUGUCCACGCUGACGGAUGGCCAAGUGGUGGAGCGGCGUCUGGAGCACACCCGCCACAGCAUCCAUGACAUGAGCAUCUCCGACAAUGGAGGUGAUACAUCCAGCAAUAGCAGCUGUGAUAUGCACAACACCAGCUUGUACCAUCACAUGAGCAUGGAGAUCUCCACAGAUUCCCUGUCCGAUACGAAACCGCAUUCUCCGCUGGUGGGAAAAGGGAUGUUUGAGGAGCAGACGGGGUUGGGUGGCGACGGCAACGAUUUCAGCCUGUUCGGCUUCGGUUCACCUAAACCGGAAUCGCAUUCCUUUGUCAUGGCGACGGAGAUGGACACGCGCCGGAAAACCUCCUUGGAAUCGCAUUUCUUGGAAUCGAAUUCUUUUGUCGUCGCGUCGGAGGUGGAUGUGAGGAGAAAGCCGUCGUUAGAGUCCGAUUCCUUUGUAGCUGCUUCCGAAGCUAUGACAGUUCGGCAGGCUUCGUUGGAAUAUCAGAAAGAUCGUACGAUUGCUAUUCAUCACGAAAAAGAGUUGACCUUGUUGAACGAUAUGCCCCCGGAGUCCACUUCCUUUAUACUUGCUUCGGAAAUUGUGACCAGUCGGAAGUCAUCGUUAGAAUAUCACAAAGAUCGUACAAUUACUACUAAACACGAAAAGGAGCUGACCAUGUUGAAUGACAUGCCGUUUUCAAUUGCUUCGGAAAUUGCGACGAGCAGAAAACCAUCGUUGGAAUACCAGAAAGAUCGAACAAUUACUAUUAAAAACGAAAAGGAGUUGUCCAUGUUGAAUGACAUGCCCCUGGAUUCCAAUUCGUUUUCAAUUGCUUCGGAAAUUGCGACGAGCAGAAAGCCUUCGUUGGAAUACCAGAAAGAUCGUACAAUUACUGUUAAACAUGAAAGGAGGCGACCCUGUUGAAUGAUAUGCUCCUGGAUUCCAAUUCGUUCCUCAUUGCUUCGGAAAUUGUGACGACCAGAAAACCGUCUCUGGAAUGCAAAAACAAUUUGGAGAUUGCUGCUCAUUCGGAAAAAGAAGUGACGAUGGUCAACGAUAUGUCGCUGGAAGUAACCGCACUUUCACCAAGUGCUGUCGACAUUCCUGUGCCGGCAACGUCUGGAAUGGACAUUUCCAUUGAAACUGCCACAAACCCUGCAAGUUCGGCGUCUCCAUUACCAUUGUUGGACGCAGUUUUCGCCGAAAAACGGCAGCAUGAGCACAGCCAGUCACCUCGAACAUCGGAAUCUCUCAACCAGUCAAUCACCUCGGAACAGAAUCGGACACCCGACGAACAGUCGUCACGGCUCAGUGUUCAUGAUAUGAGCAUAUCGGAUAGUGGCGGUGAAGCUAGCAUCUCCUGUGUUAGCCUGCAGAACACCACUUUACAUCAGGACAUCAGCAGCAGUAUGGAGAUUUCCACCGAAUCCACGCCCGUCUCAGACUCGAAGCGCCAUUCGUCUCCCGGCGUCACGCAAAACGGGCUGAUCGGUGCGGGAAAUGAAGGGAACGAUUUCAGCCUCUUCGGACUGGGCUCUCCCAGACUGGACUCCUUGUCCUUUUGUCAUGGCUUCCGAAAUGGAUCCGCGACGCAAAUCGUCUGUGCCAACGGACUUUGUGCAAUCUGAUUCAUUUCUCGUUGCAUCCAAAGUGGAUGAUCGGAGAAAACCUUCACUGGAAUCACAAACUACUCCGCGUGUUUCUGAUACUUCAGGAAAGUUCUCGUUGGAGCGCAAAAACUCAUCUGCUACUGGAGACGAAAAUCCGAGCAAACCCUCACGAGAUUCGCAAUCUAUUUUCUGAUUGCUUCUGAAACUCUAAGAAAAUCCCUUGUUGGAAUGCCAGAAAACAC